Messenger RNA from Stegostoma tigrinum, 845 nucleotides. RefSeq lists its product as uncharacterized. The transcript is spliced from 7 exons. NCBI's taxonomy places the organism in Eukaryota, Metazoa, Chordata, Chondrichthyes, Orectolobiformes, Stegostomatidae. The record is from RefSeq and is a predicted model, not a curated record. Bases 1 to 624 code for a protein of 207 amino acids.
AUGGUCCUGGAGCUUUGGAGGGGAAAUCCUCAGGCGCUUGUGUCUGGACAAUCCAGACGUGCCAAGGGUCCUCUUACCAGAGUUAUGUAUAGCAGCUCUUACAGCUUUGAACAUUCAAGGUUUUGGGGAAGAUUUGUGGCUCGGGCUGUUGAUGCAGUUGUUGAUUUGCUUGUCAAGCUGACUGUGGCUGUGCACAAAGUAGCAAUUAAAGCUGCCACAAUGUUUGCAGCAAAUGAAGGUGGGGUCACUGUAUCUGCACUACAAGAGCCCUUUUUAUAUCAUUUUAGAUAUUUUGUAAUCAACCCGUGGAGAGAGAUUCUUGUAUGCCUCUGGAACAGUUGGGACUUGAACCCAGUCCUCCUUCUCAGAGGAGGAAUCCUCAGUACCAGUGAGAAAAAUCAUACCAAGCAAGACGCAAUCCUCAAAAAGAACAGAAGCCAUCUCCCAGGCCAUAGUGGAGCAGACAGAACUGUGCAGGUAGAGGAGUGCCUGACGUUAGACUCCUUAUCUCAAAAAAGGAAAGGAACCUGUCCCCUUUGGAGAAUGACCAGGACCAUUCCUGAGGGAAUGCUGAAAAAUAUCCAUAUCCCAUUCACCAAGGCAAAUGCAAGAAUGCCAUUUUGAAGAAUAAGGAAGUUUUCUAAACUUGUAUCAAACCCUUGCUGGAAGACUUGAGCCCCAAAGAAACAAACAUCUUGUCAUUAGAAACAGUUGUCUGCCAUCACGCUUUGCUUCCUGCCUCUCAGUCAAUUUUAGGUCUGACAAAUCACUUUGCCUUGGAUCUUAUGGACUGGUACAUUUUUGUGCAGUUUGCCACAAAUGAUUUAACCAACAGCCUUGUUGAA